Molecule: messenger RNA, 2007 nt
Organism: Abrus precatorius (Indian licorice)
Lineage: Eukaryota; Viridiplantae; Streptophyta; Magnoliopsida; Fabales; Fabaceae
Product: probable boron transporter 7
Exons: 12
Coding region: 1-2007 (668 amino acids)
Biological process (GO): monoatomic ion homeostasis; transmembrane transport; monoatomic anion transport
Cellular component (GO): plasma membrane
Molecular function (GO): solute:inorganic anion antiporter activity
Source: RefSeq, a predicted model, not a curated record
AUGGGACCAUUUAGCGGAAUAAUUCAAGAUGUCAAAGGAAGAGUUAAGUGCUAUAAACAAGAUUGGGCUUGUGCAAUCUGUUCUGGCGCUAGGAUACUUGCUCCAACUUUCUACAUAUUCUUCGCUUCUGCUCUUCCUGUUAUUGCUUUUGGAGAGCAACUUUAUAGGGAUACAGAUGGAAGUUUGAGCACAGCGGAAACACUGGCAUCAACUGCUAUUUGUGGAAUUAUCCAGUCUAUAUUUGGUGGUCAACCUUUAUUGAUUCUAGGUGUUGCUGAACCAACUGUUAUAAUGUACACUAUUCUAUUUCAAUUCUGCAAGGAUAGGCCAGAACUAGGUGCCAAGCUCUUUUUGCCUUGGGCUGGUUGGGUUUGUGUAUGGACAGCAUUCUUGCUUAUAAUGCUUGCAGUUUUUAACGCGUGCACAAUUAUCAGUAGGUUCACAAGAAUUGCAGAGGAAAUGUUUGGCAUGCUAAUUACUGUCCUUUUCUUCCAAGAGGCGAUUAAAGGACUUAUAAGCGAGUUUGGCAUACCAAAGGCUGAAAAUCCAUUGUUAGAGGAAUAUCAAUUCCAAUGGCGGUAUACAAAUGGAUUACUUGCAAUCAUUUUCUCUUUUGGAGUGCUUCUCACUGCCAUGAAAAGUAGAAGAGCAAGAUCCUGGACAUAUGGCACAGGGUGGCUACGAGGUUUCAUUGCAGAUUAUGGGGUAUCAAUGAUGGUAGUGUUUUGGACUGGACUAUCUUAUACAGUACCAGGCAAAGUUCCAUCUAGUGUUCCUAGAAGGCUAAUUUGUCCACUUCCUUGGGAAUCUGCAUCUCUCUACCACUGGACAGUUGUGAAGGUACUAUUAUUAUACAAAUUGCAGGAUAUGGGGAAGGUACCUUUGGUUUAUAUCUUUGCGGCACUUAUUCCAGCUGUGAUGAUAGCUAGUUUAUACUUUUUUGAUCAUAGUGUAGCUUCUAAGAUGGCUCAACAGAAGGAAUAUAACCUUCAGAAACCACCUGCCUACCAUUACGAUAUUUUCCUACUUGGAAUAAUGACUCUAAUUUGUGGUGUUCUUGGCCUUCCUCCAUCAAAUGGAGUCCUUCCUCAAUCCCCCAUGCAUACAAAGAGUUUGGCAGUUCUUAGGAGGCAGUUGAUUCGAAAGAAGGUGAUAAAAAGUGCCAAAGAGUGCAUUAAACAACAAGGAAGUAACUCUGAAUUAUAUGGAAAAAUGCAAGCUGUGUUUAUAGAAAUGGAUACAGCGCCCACUGAAAAGGAGUUGGAGAAUUUGAAGGAGGCUGUAAUGAAAUCUAAUGAAAAAGAAGGUGAGAAGGAAAAUUUUGAUCCUGACAAACACAUAGAUGCCUAUCUACCUGUUCGGGUCAAUGAGCAAAGAAUGAGUAACUUAUUACAGUCUCUUCUGGUUGCUGUAUCAAUUUUAGCUAUCUCUGUUAUCAAAAGAAUACCUACUUCAGUUCUAUGGGGAUAUUUUGCUUACAUGGCAAUUGAUAGUCUCCCAGGAAAUCAAUUCUGGGAAAGAAUAUUGCUUCUCUUCAUCUCUCCAAACCGGCGCUACAAAAUUUUGCAAGGAUCACAUGCCUCAUUUAUAGAGUCAGUACCAUUCAAGGCCAUAGCUGCAUUCACAAUCUUACAAUUUGUGUAUUUUCUCAUAUGUUUUGGAGUAACAUGGAUACCUAUUGGAGGAAUACUAUUUCCGCUACCUUUCUUCUUACUCAUAACUAUAAGAGAGCAUUUGCUUCCAAAGCUAUUCAAGCCUAACCAUCUUCAGGAACUUGAUGCUGCUGAGUAUGAAGAAAUUGGUGGUGCUCCACAUGUUGCACAUAAUAUAUCGCUAAGGGAUAAAGAGCCAGGUGAUGGUGACAGCGAAAAGAGUUCAGAAGAUUAUUAUGAUGCAGAGAUAUUGGAUGAGAUGACAACCAACAGAGGAGAAUUAAAACUUAGAGCUGUAAGCCGAAAUAAUAGUAGAAGCCUCAGCCACAGCUUCAAUGAAGACAGGCAAAUUUAG